UCUAAAAAGGCAGCAAAAAGACAUAGGAAAGAGCAACAAGCUAUUGGUGCUGCCACAAUGGACAAUAGAAGUGAUGGACCCAUUAGAAUUUCAGAUUUAGGUUCCAAUACUCGACAAACUGAAUCACCAAAUGCAAAUGGAGUAGCUGAUUCUAGUCAACAACUAAAGAAGAAAAUUAGGGGGCCAUCAAAGUUAAAGAUGCAUGACAAAGGCAAACAAAAGUGUGAUGAGAUCGACUUCAAUGAAAGGAACCAACCAAUAGGACAAGAAUCAGUGCACUUAUCAACCUUAGAAGGGGUCUUAGCUCGGAAGAUGGUGCCAAUUAAUAUAGAUUAUUGGUUUGAAGUUCCAGAUGAGAUUAAGGAUAAGUUAUGGGCUUGUGUGAAGCUUAAAUACAAAGUACAUGAUAUCCAUAAGACACAUGUGAUGCAAAAGUUCGCAAAAUUGUGGCGCAAUUACAAGUCUGAAUUAUCAAGAAAAGUAAGAACUCUCGCUGCAGCAGGUAAAGGUCAUUUAGCACGUAAUAUUGCCCUCACCAAACCUGAUAAGAUUGGAAUGGAUGAAUGGAAGGCAUUUGUGAAAAAUCGACUUUCAAAAAGCUUCAUUGAAAAGAGUGAAAAAUUCAAAGAGAUGAGAGCAAAGCAGAAGAUGUUACACAUGAUGAGUAGAAAAGGCUAUGCACGACUAGAGGAAGACAUGAAAAAUCAAAGCCAAGACCCAGAUUCCAUAUCUAGAGUGGAUGUUUGGAUCAAAGGACAUACAAGGCAGAAGGGGAAACCUAUCAAUGAAGUGCUUCAGGAAGCAGUGAAUAAGGUUCAAGAGCUUCACAAGCCUUUUACAGAAGAAGGGUCAAUGUCUAUCAAAGAUGAUGCAAUUGUUCAAGCAUUUGGUCCAGAACGGCGUGGUAGUAUAAGAGGGCUUGGAUUUGGAGCAUUGCCAUCGAAAGUUGAUGCAGCAUACCAAAAUCAAAAUAUGAGACAACUAAAUGAAAAAUUGCUACUAUUAGAAUAAGAACUCCGGGAGAUAAAAGCUGAAAUGUUAAAAGGAAAAAGGCAAAAUGAGGAGCCAAGCAAAGGGGCAAAUGGACACUCACAUGGAGAAACUCAGGGUGAGGAAAACGUUAGAGGUGAACAUAGGGUGCAUGACGAUGGUGAAUGUAGGAUGCACUCACAACAAAAUAUUUGGUUGCAUGACGCAAAUGAAACUGGAAAUGGUGGAUCCUUGGACAAUGCCAAAUGCAAAUUGUUGAAUUGGGAUGGAACAAAGGUGGUGGUUGCGGAAGGCACAAUUGCAUCAACAGAUUCUAAAGCAUUGGUACAUCACGUGCCUCUUGGCCCUGGGUGUUGGAAAGUAUGG
This is a messenger RNA of Camellia sinensis, 1356 nucleotides long. Lineage: Eukaryota; Viridiplantae; Streptophyta; Magnoliopsida; Ericales; Theaceae. The record is from RefSeq and is a predicted model, not a curated record.